GCUGCGCGGACGCCGGGAAGCAUCGGCCCGCGCCAUACGCCGCGCAGCCCGGGGGCGGUGACCGCGGGCGGGGCCCCACCGACGCCACGGGUGUUCGGAGUAAGAUCCUGCCUCCACUUGUUCUGCCUAAGCGGGCCCACCCCUUUGGCGCCGCGAGGAGAAAGGCGAACCAGGCCGAAUCAGCAAAGCGGGCGGCGAGAAUGGCUCGCGGCGGUUGCGGGCGAAGACGCU
Molecule: messenger RNA, 231 nt
Organism: Amoebophrya sp. A120
Lineage: Eukaryota; Dinophyceae; Syndiniales; Amoebophryaceae
Source: the annotation of a GenBank genome assembly